Messenger RNA from Trypanosoma grayi, 2076 nucleotides. Its product is annotated as tRNA pseudouridine13 synthase. Gene Ontology annotation, cellular component: nucleus. The coding region runs from base 1 to 2076 and encodes 691 amino acids. The transcript has a single exon. The record is from RefSeq and is a predicted model, not a curated record. Gene Ontology annotation, biological process: pseudouridine synthesis. Gene Ontology annotation, molecular function: RNA binding; pseudouridine synthase activity. Lineage: Eukaryota; Euglenozoa; Kinetoplastea; Trypanosomatida; Trypanosomatidae.
AUGGAAGAGGUGCAGUUGACGGAGAGGGCUCGCGAUCGCGAGCGGCGUAUCGGGAUGCACUUCUCGCUCCUCGACGCCCACCUCGCGCAGUGCGACACCAUGGCGACGUUCGAGCGUCCUGCGGUGUCGCUCAAAACGUUGUAUUCGGACUUUGUGGUGCGGGAGCUGUCCCCACUGUACAACGGUGGUGCCCCGCUCGAGCUGGAGACCCUCCCAACAGUGGGGCGGCACGACAAUGGCGCGUCCUCGGCGAGGAAGCGACGAAGGGAGAUGUCGACGAAUGAAGGAGAGGUGAAUGGAGCGAGGAAUACAUGCGGGGCGAGCUCCGAGGUGGACGCACAACAGGAGGCCUUGCUGGAUUGUGUGCAGCUGAAGUUUGCGUCCCUGGUGUCACCUGAGGAGGUGACGUCGCUCGUGGACUCAUUGCGUAGCGGCGCACAGACAGUGACCCUCCGCAGUGCGCUGACAAAGGAGCAGCGCACGCAGGUACACGUGGCGGUACGGGAGACACUUGGAGCUACACAUAUUAGUCGCACGGAGGCCGGGGCUCUUGUGAUAGAAAAGGCAACGUCAGCGAUGAGGAGAGAGGCGGUGCGCCGUUCAAAUCCGAUACACACACGAAAGUUUUUACACUUCACGCUCUACAAGGAAAACAUGGACAGUAACCGUGCACUGCGUGCUGUCGCCACGUCUCUUGGCAUGUCAGUUCGGCAACUCCUCUUCAGUGGAACAAAAGACAAACGGGCAGUGACACUGCAGCGUGUUGCAGUGAGGGGCUUGUCUUCGGAGAAGCUGUCGGAAAUUAACAAUCGGUCGUUUGGCCCAGAGUGCAAAAUAAGGGUCUGCGGCUUCAAGGAGAUGGAUGUUGGGCUGCGCCUCGGUGACACUUUGGGCAAUCAUUUUCUUAUUGUGCUCCGUCUGCUCCCGGGGAGUCCGGAGGUAUCACCGGAUGUACUGCAAACUGCUCAGGAGGUUAUAAGCCGCGUUGGGGUGGUGAACUACUACGGCUUUCAGCGCUUUGGCACAACGGAGGUACUGACGAGUGAUGUCGGUGUGCAACUGCUAGCUGGAGAGUUUGAACAGGCUCUGCGCUUAAUUUUCCAUUCAAAGGCAAUUGUUGCCCCGAAUCUCCUUCCUGUGAAGGAGGCUCUCGAGCGACGGGCCUUUGACGAGGCGCUGAGGCUGGUACCACACUACUGCUUUCAAGAACGCGACAUCUUAAAGCAUUUAGCAUGCUGCCCUAAUGACUUCCUUGGUGCUCUUCGCGCAAUACCGCGGACGCUGGGCAUGCUAUAUUGUCACGCAGUACAGAGUUUGAUUUGGAACGUUGUGGCAUCUGAUAGGUUGGCACUAAGUGUUAAGCCGCUCCCUGGUGAUUUGGUACUGAAGUCUCGUUACACGUGCGUACAGGAGCGUGAAAGUCGGUCAUGUGGCGACAUUGAUGAUGCAAAUGAUGCAGAUGCUGUAUCACUGCUGAAGGAGGAGGGUUUGCCCGAGGUGGUGCGGCUCACAGAAGAUGAUGUUGCAAGUGGCCUUUUUCAGCUGACGGACAUUCUCCUUCCGGUGCCUGGCCCCGACGAGCAGCUGCAGUACCCCAACAUACCUCUAUGCACACGUGACGCGUAUGUCACGGCCCUUACAUCGCGGGGAGCUGUGGGUCUCAUGGACACCACAAACCCCCUUGUAAAGGUGUUUCACUACCACGGGGCAUACCGUCCACUUGUGGUGCGACCAAAGAGGCUGAAGAUACGGGUUGUGGACACUGCAGGACCACGGGAACCAAUUAUUCCCACCGAUCUAGAGCUGCUGACUGGCGGUGCCAUCUGCAAUGGCACCGAGAAAGAAGCGGUGCCACAAAGCAGUUCCACAACGACACCAUUGUGCAAAGCCAUCGUGGCAGAGUUUUCUCUCCCGCCAGGGUCGUACGCCACCUGCGUGCUAAGGGAGUUCAGCACGUGCUGUUCGGAGGGAUACCAUGCAGCUGCAGUCCCAAGCGAUGACGGCAGUGACGCGCCUGAAAGUGACAUGGAUGCUGCGGCGCGUGAAGGUGCUCUGGGUGAUAGUGGUGCCGUUUAA